UGACAUAUUAUUUGUCACGUAUAGGUAUAGGAACGUGCGCGUCCGCCGUCUGGCCAUCUCUCUAUAUACAAAGCCGAGGCAAAUCGCAGUUCCCACACCACCGCAAUCCUCCGCGACCAGAGCUAGCCUACCGUCCAGCCGCACGCGUCCUAGCUAGUAGAUAGGAAGAAGGAAGCUAGCUUAAGGUAGCUAGCGCGCGUGUGUGUCGCCGUGCCAUCUCGCCGAUGGAGGAGGAGGACCAGGCGAGGGCGGCGCCGCUGCUGCAGCAGCCGCUCCCGCUCGGCGAUUUCGUCGACGACGAAGUGGGCGGCGGCGCGGCCACCACCAAGGCGGCGGGGCGGGCGGCGGUGGAGUGGUGGGUGGAGUCGAAGAAGCUCUGGCACAUCGUCGGCCCGGCCAUCUUCCAGCGGAUCGCGCUCUACGGGGUGAACGUCGUCUCGCAGGCCUUCAUCGGCCACCUCGGCGACCUCGAGCUCGCCGCCUUCUCCAUCGCCGCCACCGUCGUCGCCGGCUUCAACUUCGGCUUCCUGCUGGGCAUGGCGAGCGCGCUGGAGACGCUGUGCGGGCAGGCGUUUGGCGCGAAGAAGCACCACAUGCUGGGCGUGUACCUGCAGCGGUCGUGGAUCGUGCUGCUCAUCUUCGCGGCGGCGCUGACGCCGACGUACAUCUUCAUGGAGGACCUGCUGCUGCUGAUCGGGCAGACCCCGGAGCUGUCGCGGCUGGCGGGGCAGAUGAGCGUGUGGCUGCUCCCACAGCACUUCGCCAUGGCGAUGCUGCUCCCGCUCACGCGCUUCCUGCAGAGCCAGCUCAAGAACUGGGUCACCGCCAUCACGGCCGCCGUCGCGCUCGCCAUCCACGUCGUCGUCACCUACGUGCUCGUGCAGGUCCUGGGCUACGGGAUCGUCGGCGCCGUCGCGUCCGCCGACAUGGCGUGGUGGCUCGUCGUCCUGGGACAGUACGUCUACGUCGUCGGAGGCGGGUGCCCGCUGUCGUGGAAGGGCUUCACCAUGGAGGCGUUCGCCGACUUCUGGGAGUUCAUCAAGCUCUCCUCGGCGUCCGGAGUCAUGCUCUGCUUGGAGAACUGGUACUACCGACUGUUGGUGCUGCUGACAGGAUACCUGAAGAACGCUGAAAUCGCUGUGGAUGCACUCUCCAUCUGCCAGACGAUCAACGGAUGGGAGAUGAUGAUCCCGUUCGGCUUCUUAGCAGCAACAGGGGUGCGAGUCGCAAACGAGCUGGGCGCAGGGAGCGGCAAAGGUGCGCGGUUCGCCAUCGUGGUGUCCAUCACGACGUCCGUGGUGAUCGGCCUCGUCUUCUGGUGCCUCAUCCUCUACUUCGACGACAAGAUCGCGCUGCUCUUCACGUCCAGCGCGGUCGUGCUCGACGCCGUGCACCACCUGUCCGUGCUGCUCGCCUUCACCAUCCUCCUCAACAGCGUGCAGCCCGUCCUCUCAGGGGUGGCCGUUGGUUCAGGAUGGCAAGCAUUGGUCGCCUACGUGAACGUCGGCACCUACUACCUCAUCGGAGUUCCCUUGGGUAUCAUACUCGGUUGGCCGCUGCAGUUUGGAGUAGGGGGAAUCUGGUCCGGCAUGAUUGGAGGGACCGCCGUUCAAACGAUCAUACUCGCCUACCUCACUGUCAAAUGUGACUGGGAUGAAGAGGCGAGGUUAGCCAGUAUGAGAAUGCAGAAAUGGGCCGACGACUUGAAAUAAACCUACUCCAACAAUAUACUGCUGCACUUUGUUGUUAGACAGGCACAGGGAACCCUGAAGCGCUAAGAUACAGCCAUGCAUGUUCCGGCCUUCAACUACAUUUGGCGGCUGACGACCCCAGGUUUCUGAAGAUAGUGUACGGAACCUCCGAUAUAUAGCGGAAUUGCGUGCUGUCCUAGGGAUUACGUAACUAUAUAUAAUUGUGAUCCUUUCGCAGCAUUGUCGCAAGGAUAAUUUUUGCAAUACUGUUUCAGAGUCAAAAUAUUGUGUCAUUAUUGAGCUAAUCUCAGGACAGGUCAUUCGAAUUCUUCUUCUUCUUCUUCUUCUUCCUUCUCCUCCUCCUAUUAUUUUUUGCUAAUAUUAUUAUUAAAACAAAUGACAUAGGUGUCAAUCUACCGAGCAUGUAUUUGUAUCUAAUAUUAAAGAGCGAAGUAUUUCCUCCAA
This is a messenger RNA of Sorghum bicolor (sorghum), 2156 nucleotides long. RefSeq names its product protein DETOXIFICATION 27-like. Gene Ontology annotation, biological process: xenobiotic detoxification by transmembrane export across the plasma membrane. Gene Ontology annotation, cellular component: membrane. The record is from RefSeq and is a predicted model, not a curated record. Gene Ontology annotation, molecular function: xenobiotic transmembrane transporter activity; antiporter activity. Bases 225 to 1712 code for a protein of 495 amino acids. The transcript is spliced from 9 exons. NCBI's taxonomy places the organism in Eukaryota, Viridiplantae, Streptophyta, Magnoliopsida, Poales, Poaceae.